UCAUGUUAUUCAAUAUCUAGUUCAUUUUAUUUGACAUUAAAUGAAAUUUCAUCUCAAAUGUUGCUCCAUGAUAUUCAUGAUUCUAUGAAGUAUAAAUAUCUUCUCAGAAUUCCCACUUGUCCACGACACAUGUAUAUUAACAUUGAAGAUAUCCAUUCUAGUGGAAAAGAGAUGAGUGGGAAAUUUUGUUGUUUGUUGGUUGCAGUAAGAUGUGUUAAGUCUACAAAAUUAAUAAAAACCAAAAUUGGCAAGGAAGCUUUCUUAAAAGAAAUUAUUGUCAUGGACAAAACAUACCCAACACUUUUAAUAAGAAUUUGGGAUAAGGAACUAUCAGAAAGAGCUGCACAAUGGAUACCGAAAAAAACAAUCUUGGCUUUCUCAAAUUUAUACUUGGAAUGGAAUAUUUUUAAAAGAAGCAUGACAGCUGUUGUUUCCAAUAAAACCAUUAUUACCGAGGAUCCAAUUACAAAUGAAGCUAACGAUUUAAAAAAUUACGCAAAUACACACUUGACUGGCCUAUCUACUAUUUUAAACAUUAACAUUCCCAAUUGUAAUUUAUACUUAUUAACUUAUAUUUAUGAUUAUAGUUAUAAAACUACUAAGUGUAAUAAUAGUUUUGAAGGAAAAUUUGAAUGGCUGUACAUUGUGGAUACUAUUGUUGAUUUCUUAUACAAUUUCCUACAUAAUAUACAGUGUUAUCUAUAA
Messenger RNA from Myzus persicae (green peach aphid), 705 nucleotides. Its product is annotated as protein hold'em-like. The record is from RefSeq and is a predicted model, not a curated record. Gene Ontology annotation, molecular function: single-stranded DNA 3'-5' DNA exonuclease activity; single-stranded DNA binding. Bases 58 to 705 code for a protein of 215 amino acids. The transcript has 4 exons. Lineage: Eukaryota; Metazoa; Arthropoda; Insecta; Hemiptera; Aphididae. Gene Ontology annotation, biological process: resolution of meiotic recombination intermediates.